AUGGCACUUAUGAAGAUAGGGGCAUUGCAGAAACUAGCAGCUGUCCGAAGAGCUGGCUUGCAGUCAACAUGGCGACAGCGCGUAGGGUGCGCCCUCACUGCGCCUGCGCGUCUUCCGCUCACGGCGCGGCUUUUGUCAACCACGAAUUCGUUCAAGUCAACUGAAGCUGUCGAAACAGAAGAUACACAGCAGUCAUCGGUAGAGACCGAAGCACAGCAAAACACCUCCGACCUCCCAAAGCUCGUAUUCGAAGAACAUGGAGAUAUUCGCAAUUACUUGUCCCAAUGGGCGGCACAAAACCCAUUGGACAUGGACCCAGUGCGACAACUCCGCUCUCUCCGCUUCAUGAAGCCAACCAUCGGCGCAAUGCCUAACAACCGAGAAGCGUCGGAUGUUUGGGGUGUGCAAGAGAGAAGGAAUGAGAACACAGAUGAUGAGGUCUUUGGAAAUGACCACCUGGAGCCCGGUGAUCUGAUUGUCCGCUUGGAUUCCUACGGCGCGUUCACCUACGGCAUCUAUGUGCGAUCCGUCCACAAACAACGGCAGUUUUACAUCUCUAAUGGCAAUUGGCGCAUCUGCAAGGCUAUCGAGUUUGACUAUGCCAUCAAAGGAUUUGCCCCACCUGAACUUCUCGAGCCGUUGAUAGAAUGGUUACCGGAUUCUGAAGCCAUUCCACAAACAAAUAUCCAGACAGUCCCUGAGGGAGGUCUCCCUAGGCCAGUCGGUGCUCCUCUCUUGACAAUGAUGGACAACUUUAAGACACAUAUGGUGGAAUUCUAUCGAAAAAAUUCUCAUAUCUUGGACAAUCUGCAUGAGUUGGUAGCAGAUGAUACCGAAGUUACCUGCUUGACCCUCGAGCAGUUGACAAUCAAUGCUCUAGAUAUCGAGGAGGCGGAACUGAACAGUAUCAAUAUGUUUGCUAUCCAUCAAGCUGUCCGGCGCCAUCCCUUCCUGAUUGAAAGAGACAAUAUCUCAGUCUUCAGCCAAAACUAUCUAGUGCAACCAAAAUCAGUUGCCAAAAUGGUCAAUCAGGUUGUUGAGUGGACCCAUGAACACCAGGAAGGCUUGGUUCGAGCUGUGAUGGGCAAAGAAGUACCAGGCAUUAGAGAAAAGCCGAUGCAGCAGUUCCUUUCCAAAGCGCAGCGGCUGAUUCGCAUGAGCAGAAAUGUUCGUUCGCCAACAAUCAUGUCCAGCGUCGGACCAUCUGCCAAGAAGUUCAAACCUGGUCAACCUGAAAACCCUUUGGUGUACCGGGAAUUCGCUACCGAGAGUUUCACUGCAAAUGAUCAGAAGAUUCUUGAGUUCUUGCAGCUCUAUGCGGUGCCUUCGACUGUCAUGCCGUCUGGCACAUUGAGAUCAACAGCUACGCACAUUAUGCGAGCCACGGGCAUGUAUAAUACCCUUGGUCUUAGUGAGGCUUCAACCCGCCUGUUUUUGCAAGAAAUAGGUGUCAUCGCUCCCUGGGAGAACCUUUACCCUCUUGAUCAAUAUUUGAUGCUUCCUGGACACGGUGGAUCGAUCUCGAAGGAGUUGGAACAGGAGGAGUUAGAAGAGACUUGCGCCAACAUGACAGCCGAUCAACUGCAAGAUUCAAUGCAAGAUUUACGAAAGGAUUGGGGUGAUCUACCAGUCUUUUGUGUGGAUGAUGCCACAGCAGAAGAGAUUGACGACGGUGUUUCCUUGGAAAGGAUCCCAGGAUCCGACGAUACAUUUUGGGUGCGCGUUCAUGUUGCUAACCCAACUGCCUUCUUGAACCACGAUGACGAUAUCAUGCGAAAUGCAGCUUCGCGAAUCACCAGCACUUACAUCCCGGAACGCUCUUAUCCCAUGCUUCCGAAGUCUCUCACUCAAAAUCACUUUAGUUUGCAGCCUGAUCGGCCUGUCCUCACAAUUAGUGCCAAGAUCAAUUUACAAGGAGAGAUCCUCGAUACCGAAAUCAUUAACGGGAGAAUUCACAAUGUCAUCACAAUCACACAUGGCACACUCAGUGACUACUUCAACAAAGGCAGCAAGAUUCCCAGUGAGACUUGGACGGUAGGCGGCGAGCAUACCAAACCACAAUUACCCAAGAACAAAACUGUUCGCGACACUUUGUUGCCCGAAGACGAAGAAAAAUUCAAUAUAUUGCGCCAACUAAUGCUCGCACUUCGCCAACACCGAGUCAAGAAUGGUGCUAUUGAGCUAACACCACUGCAAGCCAGAAGCUCUGUCUCAGUCCAGAUGGGAGGACCAAUGAAGCCAUACGAGAUGCAAUCCACCACAGGACGCUACUACCUCGGAGACCCGAUUAUCAGUCUCGGUGUACACAACAUCGACCCGUACGAGGUCCGGGAUGUCUCCAAAGAUAACCUGAUCUCCCUGAUCAUGAACCUGGCUGGUAGCGUGACCGGCCAAUUCCUCGCCUCCCGCAACAUCCCCGCUGUCUUCGAUGGCACAUGGUAUGACCCGGAGUAUGAGCGCCUCACCAAGGAAAACAUCUUCGAUUUCUGCGGUUCGCAUUACUAUGAUCUUAGUCCGCCCUCGCAUCUCACAAAAUCUACCCCGAUCCCUCACCAUACCAUGGGUCUGGACGCGUAUGUCAAGAGUACCAGUCCGCUGCGUCGCUACUGCGAUAUCAUCGCGCACUACCAAAUCGAGGCGGCUCUGCGCUUUGAGCAUGAACAUGGUCGUCAGUUCGAUGCCCUCGUCGAAGAUCCCGACUCGACCGAGCCUGCAAUUCCAGAACAGGAACCAGAAUCUGCCAACACGGAAACAGAGUCCGACGAACCCACCUCUCCUGUCUCGACGUCCACCGCCAUCCUCCCCUUCUCCAAAUUCGCCCUGGACGCCCACCUCACGUAUCAGGCCCCAAUCCAAGCCCGUAUCAACCAAGUCGAUGAUUUCUCCAAGGAGCACUGGACUUGCAUGUUCCUCUUCCGCGCAUUCUAUUUCGCUGAAUGUGACCUCCCAGAAACAUUCCCCUGUGUGAUCCGCAUGCCACGCACUCAGCUGAAACAUGAAGACCCCGCGUACGGGGCUUCGAUCACUAAUCUCGGUUUAGAUUGCAUAGUCACUGUUCCUGCGUCUUUCCCGGAUAAGGAUGAGCUUGAUGUCUUUUCGCUGGUCGAGGCCAGGAUUAUUUCCGUCGAUAUGGCUACUCUGCGGGUGACGUUGGAAGCCGUGAAAUUCGUCAGGCCGUUUAAGAGAACGGGUGAAUGGGCUUGA
Messenger RNA from Penicillium nucicola, 3204 nucleotides. Its product is annotated as exoribonuclease II. The transcript is spliced from 2 exons. Gene Ontology annotation, biological process: mRNA catabolic process. Gene Ontology annotation, cellular component: exosome (RNase complex); P-body. Gene Ontology annotation, molecular function: RNA binding; 3'-5'-RNA exonuclease activity. The coding region runs from base 1 to 3204 and encodes 1067 amino acids. The record is from RefSeq and is a predicted model, not a curated record. NCBI's taxonomy places the organism in Eukaryota, Fungi, Ascomycota, Eurotiomycetes, Eurotiales, Aspergillaceae.